Molecule: messenger RNA, 1190 nt
Organism: Trichoplusia ni (cabbage looper)
Lineage: Eukaryota; Metazoa; Arthropoda; Insecta; Lepidoptera; Noctuidae
Product: larval cuticle protein F1-like
Exons: 2
Coding region: 677-1138 (153 amino acids)
Source: RefSeq, a predicted model, not a curated record
UCGCGUUUUGUAACUUCAUGUGAUUUUUCCCAAAGCUUGAACUGCAAAAAGUAGUAAGCUUAUGGAUUCUGUAUGAAAAGUUUUAGAUACUAACUUACAAUUUUCAUUAAUCAUUUUGUCAUGCUACGAUAGAUGUUAAAAUUAUGAUUGUAGUUUAAAAAAUAAAACCUAUGUAACCACUUUCAUGUUAUAAAACUGCGAAGCUUUCCAGAAGGUUUUUAUUCAGUAUUGAUUCAUACUGAUAAAGUUAUUUAGCACUCAAAAAUUACCGUCCUCUCUGUAACAGAGGGUGCAACAGUAUAGGGCUCCGAUUGAUUACAAAGAGGUUGUAUAUCACCAGUUCGCAAGUUUGAAGUUUUGCUUCAUGGUUAGACAUACUACAAAUUACAUCACCAUACCUUACAACCACGGGCGUGCCCUAACAAUACACCAACAACUGGUUUCUUUCCAUACAAUCCCAUUCAUAGUGCGCCUACUACAAUAUCUUCGUCCGCCUCUCUCCGCUUCCGAAGCUUGUUUAAUUUAUACAGUUUCAAGUUCAUUGCGCACUCAUUGUCAUAUUUCGGCAGGCCGGUAUAUAAGGCCCGGUGGAACAGCAUUUCGUUAGAUAACUUCGACACUUCAGUCGGCAAUCAUCUACCUUCGAAAAACAACAAUUUUAAAACCUUCAAUAACCAUGCAGACCAUUGUCGCUUUCACCGCCCUCCUGGCUUGCGCCGCCGCCGCCCCCGGCCUCCUGGUUGCCCACCAGCCCGCCGUCGUGGCCGUGCACACCCCGGUCGUUCACGCUGUCCCAGUAGUGGGCUCCAAGACCACCAUCACCAAGUCUAGCCAGGUCGUGAACCAUGGCUCCCCCGUGCACGCCGUACACGCCGUCCACACCCCGGUGGUUGCUGCUUCCCCUGUGGUUGUUAAGACCGUUCACGCCGCUCCCGUGGUCCACGCCGUGCACGCCGCCCCCGUGGUGCACACCGUCCACGCCGCCCCCGUCGUACACGCCGUCCACGCCGCCCCCGUCGUUCACGCCGCUCCCCUCAUCGUGAAGACCGCUCCCACCGCCGUGACCCACUCCUCCAGCUCCGUCGUCCACCACGGUCAUGUCGUCAAGUCCGUCCCCCUCAUCGCUGUCCACCACUAAUUUAUAUCCUUCUAUGAAGGGUUAAUUUAAUAAAUUCUUAUUUUUUUACAAA